Messenger RNA from Colletotrichum acutatum, 1056 nucleotides. RefSeq lists its product as uncharacterized. The transcript is spliced from 5 exons. Lineage: Eukaryota; Fungi; Ascomycota; Sordariomycetes; Glomerellales; Glomerellaceae. The coding region runs from base 1 to 1056 and encodes 351 amino acids. The record is from RefSeq and is a predicted model, not a curated record.
AUGGAGGUAAAUUGGAUCACUAGACCCAAUCUCCUAGGAAUGGCAACGCUGGGUAUCACGAUAUGCCUGGGAUCCAUAUCUUUCGUUGUCUUCAUCCUACGACUGUGGGCACGACACAAGACACGAGCAACAGGAACAGAUGACUACCUCAUGGGUAUUGGUGUGGCGAUUUACCUGGCAUGCUGCGUCUUCACAUCAAUUGCAGUAUAUGCAGGCAUGGGCACAACGGAUAGUCGUCUGAAAGAGUGGAAUAUGUGGCUUGUGUUUUUCCAGAUCACUUACGCAUGGAGUCUUCCAUUCAUCAAAGCCAGCAUCUGUUUCACAGUCUUCCGCAUCACGAACCGAAGAAGAUACCGAACCAUCCUUUGGGCCGUCAUGAUUGCAUCAGGGCUUAGCACCACUAUCGGCUUCAUUGCUGUGGUUGCAGUGUGCCGCCCCGUCGAGUACACUUGGGAUAAGUCAGUGGACGGACAGUGCGCACCUCAGAAUAUCAUUACCACGAUAAGCUACAUGAUCUCGGUUUUAGCAAUUGUGACCGACUGGACAUGUGCAAUCGUCCCGACCGUUGUUGUUUGGGGUCUACAGAUGAAGUCAAGAGUGAAGGUUUCUGUUUGCGCUGUGCUUGCGCUAGGUGCGAUUGCAAGCGCCGCCACGAUAGUCCGACUGCCGUACCUGCAGUACUACAACCAAGUUGAGAAUUACUUGCACAACAUUUCUAAUAUCGUCCUGUGGUCGAUUCUCGAGUGCGGGAUCGGUAUCAUUGCCGGCUCACUUCCAUCAUUGAGGAGACUGCUCAAGUUCUGGCUAGACAAGUCCAGCAAAGGCUCUUACAACAACACAGGGUCGAAUGAUCUGAAUGCAAGGCAGGCUGGGAGUAAUGGUAUCAGAAUGAAUAACCUCAGCGGGCGAGGUAUGACAGUUUCGAACUGCCAAAGUGGCCCUCACGACAACUGGGCUCAGCUGGAUGAUGAUUCCGAUAGCCAGAAGCAUAUCAUCAUGAAAACUCGAGAAUUUACGGUCCAAUACGAACGAGACGGUCAAUCUCGUGGACGGUGA